CCAUAUAAUGGCUGGCGCCAUUCCUUCCCAUUGUCUCUGACCAGACCAGAACAUUCAUUCAUUUUCUGUUACCGCAGGCCUCCAAUCUCACGUCAUUCCACGUCGCAUCAACAGGGUUUUGCCAAGGGCUUGAUCGCGGCGACAAGACCAUGGGCUCAUCGAUAUUUGGAGUCGUGGUCGCCGUCUGUUCAUUGGUGCACGAGGUGAUACUGUUUUGGUUCAAGAAACUCCGCGACUGGAGGAGGAGACGAAGUGUGGUGGACUCAUGGCUCGAUGAGUUGCGCGAUGCCGAGGUCUUUGAAGACUGGGAACACGCCGCACUGCAGCUCGACAACAUCAAGGAGCUGAAUCUUUGGCGCAACGAUCCGUCCUCACGCUCCUACGAUUGGGCACUCAUCAACCAGCGCCUCGACCUGCUCGAUUCAGCCAACCGGCAUAACGACCCGCAAGCGCUUGUCGAUCUGAUCCGAUCCGGCCUCGUUCGCAACUUGGGCAACAUCACAGCGCCCAAGCUAUACAAUCGCUCCUUCGCAGGCACCAAAUUUCUCAUUGAGGAGUACGUUGCCCAGGUCGCCAGCGCGGUCGAUGUUAUCAGCACCCAGCAGAUCGGGCUGACGGAUCAGGAGAAGCUGAGCGUCCUGCACGACACGCGCCAGGCCCUGGGGCGGACUACACUAGUUCUGCAGGGCGGUGCCAUCUUUGGGUUGUGUCAUCUCGGAGUAGUGAAGGCCCUGUUUCUGCGAGGGUUGCUGCCGCGCAUCAUCACCGGCACAGCCACGGGAGCGCUGAUUGCGGCUUUGGUCGCUAUCCACACUGAGGAUGAAUUGCCGGGUGUGCUGAAGGGCGAUGGGAUCGACCUUUCGGCUUUUGAGGCACAUGCACUCCACGGACCUCAGAAGAAGCAGUUGGUGGGAUCCGGCUGGGAAACCCUACUGCGUCGGGUUAGGAGAUUCGUACGGGAGGGCUACUUCCUUGACGUGAAGGUGUUGGAAGAAUGUGUCAAGGCCAAUGUGGGCGAGAUGACUUUCAUGGAGGCAUACAACAGGAGCAAAAGAGUUCUCAACAUAACCGUGGCGACCGCUGGGCAGGGCGGCGUUCCGACCCUGCUCAAUUACAUUACCACACCUAAUGUGUUGAUUUGGACAGCAGCAGUGGCCUCCAAUGCUUCGACUCCCUCACUUUAUGGAAGCCGGGAGACGACAGUACUCUGUAAAGAUGUUGAUGGCAACAUCGUGCCCUGGGCACCGGCAGACGCUUUCCAACACUGGACGCACAUGCACGCGUCGGACAAGGACAGCAAGUCCUCACCACUAUCUCGGAUAUCUCAGCUAUUCAACGUCAACCACUUCAUCGUCUCCCAAGCUCGUCCCUAUCUGAUCCCAUUCCUGGAAUCCGAUAUGCAUGGCCCAUCUCUGUUUUCGGCAAGGCAUAAACGCGCACAGAUCACAGGUCAUAUAAUCCGCAUGGUAGGGCUGGAGCUGCGUCACCGGUUGAGGCAACUCGAUACGUUGCGUCUGCUCCCCGCAAGCAUACGUCGCUUCCUGGUCGACGAGGAAGUGCCCGGACCAAGCAUGAUCCUGGUACCCAAGGUAACGCCAGGAGACUUUGUGCGUCUGCUCGAGACGCCCACCAGAGAAACUCUCGACUACUGGAUCCUCCGCGGCGAGCGCAGCGUCUGGCCUGCCGUGUGUGCCUUGAGGAUGAGAUGCACGGUCGAGUACAACAUCGAGAAGUCGUACCAGCGCCACCGCGCCCUCAAAGCCGGCGUCGGACGACGGAAAGCCAGCACCACGCAUGCCACAGGGCUCCCGGUUAAUAACGCGCAGCAGGGGCCCAGGCAGAACAGUGCGGAUACGGUUCCGAUAACGUACAAGGAUGAGCGUUCCCAGAGCACGAGUGGCGGCGCUUAGAGACCCCGUCAGCCCAGCGAGAAUGCAGUCUUCGGGCAGGGUGCCAGGGACAGUGGGGAUCU
Molecule: messenger RNA, 1972 nt
Organism: Pseudomassariella vexata
Lineage: Eukaryota; Fungi; Ascomycota; Sordariomycetes; Amphisphaeriales; Pseudomassariaceae
Product: patatin-like phospholipase
Exons: 4
Coding region: 150-1910 (586 amino acids)
Biological process (GO): lipid metabolic process
Molecular function (GO): triacylglycerol lipase activity
Source: RefSeq, a predicted model, not a curated record